AUAAAGACACCAAAGAAAUCUCCAUUGCUAUUGAGAAUGGCGGUCUUACUCUUCAGUAUGGUUUGUGGAGUGUACAUUUUCUCAAUUUGUACAACGCAAAUGGCUUAUUUCAGGGAUAGUAAUUUGCUAAAACUCAAACAGAUUCAAAAACAAUGCCCAGCUUCUGGAAUUGAAAUAAGUGAAACUGCAUAUCUACAUUUUCCAGAACCCAAAACCUUUAGCAGGCAAGAAUGUGCCUGCAAUCCAGUAAAAUUUUUUGCUAUCAUAUCGAUGCAGAGAUCUGGCAGUGGAUGGUUUGAGACAUUGUUAAAUAGCCAUGAGAAUGUCAGCUCAAAUGGUGAAAUCUUUGGGGCAAGAGAUAGGAGGAGGAACUUAUCUGUGAUAUAUGGGAUUAUGGAUAAGGUAUACAAUCUGGACUGGUACAGCAGCGCAUCAAAGAAUGAGUGUUCAGCUGCAGUCGGGUUUAAAUGGAUGCUUAACCAGGGAUUGACAGAGUACCAUGAAGGGAUAGCAGAAUACUUCAAGAAGAGAGGUGUACAUGCAAUAUAUCUCUUCAGAAGAAAUCAUCUGCGCAGAAUGAUAUCCCUGAUUGCAAAUGUCUAUGACAAAGAUGCUAAAUUGUUGAACGGAACGCACAAAUCUCAUGUGCAUUCACCACAAGAGGCUCAAGUACUUGCGAGUUACAAGCCUUCAAUCAAUACCACACGACUUGUACCUAAUCUCAAGAAAGAAGAACAGACUACCGCCAGGGCUCUGGAAUAUUUCAAAACCACUAGACACAUUGUCCUCUACUAUGAGGAUGUUGUCAGAAACCACACGAAACUAAUAGAUGUUCAGGACUUCCUGAAGCUACCACACAGAAACCUGAGUAGCCAUCAGGUUAAGAUACACUCUGGCUCAUUAUCAACGCAGAUCAAGAAUGGAGAAGAUGUGCAGAGAGCUUUAAAGGGAACACCAUAUGAACGCUUCCUGAAUUCAGAUUACUGA
Messenger RNA from Coffea eugenioides, 987 nucleotides. RefSeq lists its product as uncharacterized. NCBI's taxonomy places the organism in Eukaryota, Viridiplantae, Streptophyta, Magnoliopsida, Gentianales, Rubiaceae. The transcript is spliced from 5 exons. The record is from RefSeq and is a predicted model, not a curated record. The coding region runs from base 37 to 987 and encodes 316 amino acids.